This is a messenger RNA of Aspergillus ruber CBS 135680, 495 nucleotides long. RefSeq lists its product as uncharacterized. The record is from RefSeq and is a predicted model, not a curated record. The transcript has 2 exons. Bases 1 to 495 code for a protein of 164 amino acids. Lineage: Eukaryota; Fungi; Ascomycota; Eurotiomycetes; Eurotiales; Aspergillaceae.
AUGGCUGAAUUUAUGGAUUAUCACCCAGAGAAAGAUCUGCGCGAUGGCUUGGAUGCAAGGAGAGCGGAUGGCCCUAACAGACAGACAACUAUCUUGCUUAGCCGUCGACCGAGACAGGACCGCGAGUGGGAUAGGUUCGUCGCAGCAGGGAUCAUGCCAGCCGUUGAUAGGUGGACUGCAAGGCUGGAUGCAGUUUUCCUUCCUGCACGGCUGCGGAGUACAAAGAGCGACUGUGCACCAAGGUCCUCCAUACCCGUUCUCCUCGAGCGCGGUGAGCCUGGGAAGACCCAAGGAGCCAUCAUCGUCGAAAGCCAGCAACUGCGAGUGCUUGCCGGAGCACAGGGCAGUGCCAUGAGGCCUGGAGAUGCACCGCCCAUUGACACCGACGCUGCCACAGUUCAGCCACGUCAACAGACACCUGAGGUGCCAAGGCCGAAAGACAGGAUGGUGGUUCCGGCCGUCCCGAGUAUGUCGGCUUGGAUCUGGACAAGUUGA